This is a messenger RNA of Microcebus murinus (gray mouse lemur), 2775 nucleotides long. The record is from RefSeq and is a predicted model, not a curated record. Lineage: Eukaryota; Metazoa; Chordata; Mammalia; Primates; Cheirogaleidae.
GCCGGAGAAAGACCAGAGUUGAUUGGAGAAACGGGAAGGAAUUCAUUGGCGAGACCAGAGCAGGGGCGGAGCCUACCAUGAAGAAAGUGGGGUGGAAUCAGAGGGGCGGGGGAAAGGGCGGGGCGUAUAGGAGGAGGCGGGACUUAUUCUGAAGAACAAUUCUGGUUGGACCACAUAGAAGGCGGGGCUGAUUUUCGGGGGAGGGGUGUGUGAAGAAGUGGGCGGGGCCAAAAGCUUUAUGCGUGGUCUGUCAUAGCAACAGUGAACCCACUCCUCUGGCUGAGAAGAUUUCCGACCUCUUACAAAUGGGGAUACUGAGGCUCCAGAGAGCCCCACCCCUGUCUCGGCCAGUCUCAGCUUCUGGGACUCCUGGAGGGCACGUGAAGCCCCCACCUGGGCGCCAGAUCUUCCCCGACGGGCAGUACUUCCACCUGCGACACCGGGGCGUGGUCCAGCAGUCCCUGACCCCGCACUGGGGUCACCGCCUGCGCCUCAAGAAAGACCCCAAGGUGCGGUGGUUCGAGCAGCAGACGCUGCGGCGGCGGGUGAAGCGCUCGUUGGCGGUGCCCACGGACCCCUGGUUCUCCAAGCAGUGGUACAUGAACAAAGAGGUGCAGCCGGACCUGAACAUCCUGCAGGUCUGGAACCAGGGGCUCACCGGCCGGGGCGUCGUGAUCUCCGUGCUGGAUGACGGCAUCGAGAAGGACCACCCGGACCUCUGGGCCAACUAUGACCCCCUGGCCAGCUAUGACUUUAAUGACUACGACCCAGACCCCCAGCCCCGCUACACGCCCAGCGACGAGAACCGGCACGGGACCCGCUGUGCUGGGGAGGUGGCAGCAAUCGUGAACAAUGGCUUCUGCGGUGUAGGUGUCGCCUUCAACGCCCGGAUCGGAGGUGUGCGCAUGCUGGACGGCACCAUCACCGAUGUCAUCGAGGCGCAGUCGCUGAGCCUGCAGCCACAGCACAUCCACAUCUACAGCGCCAGCUGGGGCCCCGAGGAUGACGGCCGCACGGUGGACGGCCCCGGCAUCCUCACCCGCGAGGCCUUCCGGCGCGGCGUGACCAAGGGCCGCGGCGGGCUGGGCACACUCUUCAUCUGGGCGUCGGGCAACGGCGGCCUCCACUACGACAACUGCAACUGUGACGGCUACACCAACAGCAUCCACACGCUGUCCGUGGGCAGCACCACGCAGCAGGGCCACGUGCCCUGGUACAGCGAGGCCUGCGCCUCCACCCUCACCACCACCUACAGCAGCGGCGUCGCCACCGACCCCCAGAUCGGCCCCCCGAGGCCUGCCGCUCUCCGCCCUCAGGUCACCACGGACCUGCACCACCGGUGCACGGACAAGCACACGGGCACCUCGGCCUCAGCCCCGCUGGCCGCGGGCAUCAUCGCCCUGGCUCUGGAGGCCAACCCGUUCCUGACGUGGAGGGACAUGCAGCACCUCGUGGUCCGCGCAUCCAGGCCGGCACAGCUGCAGGCUGAGGACUGGAUGACCAAUGGCGUGGGGCGCCAAGUGAGCCACCACUAUGGCUACGGACUGCUGGACGCUGGGCUGCUGGUGGACAUGGCCCGCAGCUGGAUGCCCACACGGCCCCAGAAGAAAUGCAUCAUCCAAGUCCUGCACAACCCCACCCCCAUCCUGCCGCUCAUGCACGUGGGGACGAACGUGUCGGCCUGCGCCGGCAGCCACAACUACAUCCGCUCGCUGGAGCACGUGCAGGUGCAGCUGUCACUGUCCUACAGCCGCCGCGGGGACCUGGAGAUCUCCCUCACCAGCCCCAUGGGCACCCGCUCCACGCUUGUCGCCAUCAGGCCCCUGGACAUCAGCGGCCAAGGCUACAACAACUGGAUCUUCAUGUCCACCCACUUCUGGGAUGAGAACCCACAGGGCCUGUGGAUCCUGGGCCUAGAGAACAAGGGCUACUAUUUCAACACGGGUGACCAGCAGCGCGUGUGUGCAGCGGGACACAGAGGGGCUGUGCCAGGAGUGCCACAGCCCCGCCUACCUUCUGGGCCGGCGCUGCCUCGCCUAUUGCCCCCCGCGGUUCUUCAACCACACGCGGCGGGCCGUGACCGCGGGGCCCGGGCGCCCGGCCACGCCCGCGCUGAGGGUGUGCGCCAGCUGCCACUCGUCCUGCUACACCUGCCGCGGCGGGUCCGCGCGCGACUGCACCGCCUGCCCGCCGUCGUCCACACUCGACAGGCGGCGGGGCUCCUGCUCCGGGCCCGCCGACCCCCGCGGCCUCCCCCAGCCCACCGCCACCGCCGCCAGCGCCCGCUGCGGCCGCCCCCACCGCCCGUCCCCCGCCGUGGUGCCCGUCCUGCUGGCUGUGGCUGUCGGGGGCCCCCUCCUCUGUGGCGCAUCCACCGGCCGCCCGCCAUAGGCCGGGUCCCAGACGCCGGGGUUGCCCCCAUCACCUGCCAGGCCCAGCUGCCGACUAGAACCCGGAGCUUGGACCCGCCCACGCCUGGGCCCCACGGGCACUGCGUCCCGCCCCUGCUAGACUGGCCUGGAGGGGUGAGAACGGCCCUGAGGGCCCUGGCUGGGCCACGUGGAACCUCCAGGUGGAAGACAGAGAGAGGAGUCCUGUACAGAUUUUGGGUUUGGGGGAGGGGGAGGGUUGGGACAGAGCCCAGACCACCAUGACCACCAUCCCUUCCCUGCCCCUGAAUCCUGGGGAAAGUGGAGGGAGGAAAACAUGACGCCGUCCGGUCUCUGGCACAGCGUCCGACCUCAGAGUUUGCAAAUAAAGGUUGAAUACAAGGUG